Messenger RNA from Linnemannia hyalina, 1548 nucleotides. Lineage: Eukaryota; Fungi; Mortierellomycota; Mortierellomycetes; Mortierellales; Mortierellaceae. The record is from the annotation of a GenBank genome assembly.
AUGCGUGCUUUAUUCGCCCUCACGGUGAUCCUCGGAAGCACAUUGCUAACCGCCAUUCCAACCGUUACCCCACUUCCGCCUCCCCAAGUUCCACUUAAAGCUCCUGAGCAUGGAAUCCAGCCCCAUUUGCCUCAAGGGAUCAUAUGUGGCAACAGCAUCCGAGUCGUCCUCCGCCAGAUCGCCUCAGGUCUGGACCAAAGCUAUCCAAACGACUGGGAAAGUCUGAUGACAAACCUGACUACCAAUGGAUCUUCAAGUACCCAGACAAUUGAGCCGUCUGAUCUCAAGUCCGUCAUGCAAACCUGGGGACUCGACAUCGACUUGUUUGGCAAGGCUUACCACGAUGUUCAGGUUUUAAUUCGGUCAGCUGUUGAUGAAGGUAUCUACAUUGCCCAGGGCCUUUCGUACAACUGGUCGCGCUGCCUGGGUCAUACGUCUCAUCACACAUGCUUUUCGACUCUGAUGGUUGUUGCGAGGGUGCCGUAUGUGGUCAGUGGCUACGUCUGGAGAGCCGAAGUUGGACACGUUUACAUAUCUUCAGGCGCCAAAACUUACAUCUGUCAUCAAUGCAUGUUUGGCUUAUGCGAGGCUCGCUGUCACGACCACGCCGAAGACCCUAAAAGACUCUUGCAUAUUAUUGCCGUCAUGUCAGCCUCCCAGGCCGGCUGGGCUCUAAACCAUCUCCCAAAGCCUCCAGCAGACGUACCCUUCGCCACUACCGACGUUUCUCAUCCCCAAUCUUUGGCCGCUCCUUCAUCUCCUCUUCGGCGUAGUCGAUUCGACCGCCUGUUGCGGCUCUUCCGCAGAAAAGCGGCAGAGAAUCGCGAUGUGCGCCAGGCGUACCGAGGAGGUUUGCUUGCAGCGACCCUAGACCCCAAGGUGCUCAUGGGGUUUUUGCGCGUUGCGUCGGCGUCGUCUUACUUCAAGAUCCCUAUCUAUGACAAGAUCCCAGUCGAUGACCAGCUCCCCUACCCUUUUCAGCAGUACCAAGUCGUCGGUGAUUCUGAUACCUCCACAGCUGCAUUGACGAUGAGCCCUUCCUUUGACGCCUUGAAGGAGUCGAUUCACAAGUAUGCCGAGUCCUGGGGAAAAGUCAUCGGAGAGGUCGGAUCCAGAGUCAACUCGGACGUCCAGCGACGGGUAUGUCUCGGCUUUGAUGCCCUCGACUACCAAUCCACCUCAAACGUGCUGCAGGGAGUGCCGACAAGUAACAUGCCGCGCCUUGUGAAUUAUGUCGUUGACAGGGACAGCCUCCCCCGACAAGAAGACGUUAAACGCCUCAUGUCUGGCGUCAAGUACUCGACUGACUUUACUUGGACGGCCGAGUCGAUGACAUUCACCAACCCGGCCGGUGAGCAGUCUUAUUUCAUUUUUGCAAACGAGGAGACAUAUAUCGAGUAUGUGCCACAUACGAUGACGUUGAACGAUACGCUGGUGUUGGAGAUGUACUGGGAGAUGAUUGCGUUCCGUCAGAUUAUGAUUAGUCUGGGAGAAGAGCCGCCCAAGACCCCGGAUAUGAGCGGACUUUGCAAUCGGUCCAUGCUUUAG